GGUAGAAAAACUAUCAGUGGGCAUUUGGAAUCGUUGUAGUUAAAGUUAAAGUUAUGCAAACUAUGUCUCAUAACAGUUAGUACGAGUAAUUUCUUGUUUCGUGGUAGCAACCUUUCCAGAUAAAUUAAGCAAAAAUAGUUUCAGCAAGAUGACGAGGCAAAAACACGUCCCAGAAGGCUCAGCACAAAAGAAAAAAGGGAAAUUGAAGAGAGAACACCACUCUUUGGAAAGCAUGGGGUGCAAAGGGAGGGAAAUAGAAAGCGCUUAUAAAAGCUGAAAUGAAGUUACAAAGUGAGACAUGUUAUGUGUGACAGCUAGUGGCUCUCACACCUGUGUGCUGGUCUACCACAGGAGCAGCAUUUUCCUCUGUGGCCUAGCAGGUUUUCAGAGGUGAAGAGAGAGGACUGCUGAGCUGGACCUCAUGAUGCUGCCAAUUUGGGCACAAGGGCGGCAUUGUUGGACGUCUACACCAAUACUACACCCAGAUGACAUGUCCCGCUGCGUGGCCACUCGAGGAGGCGAGAGACACCUCUGAACAUGAACCAUUAUGCCAAUAAGAAGAGUGCAGCAGAGAGUAUGCUGGACGUGGCUCUACUGAUGGCUAAUGCCUCCCAGCUGAAGGCUGUGAUGGAGCAAGGGCCAAACUUCACCUUCUAUGUGCCCCUUAUUACUCUAAUAAGCAUCUCCCUCAUCCUACAAAUACUGGUGGGAGUUAUGCUCAUCUUUAUAGUGAAGUGGAAUCUGAAUGACGAGAGCAUGCACUAUAGGCUGAACAUCAUGGAAAACGUGGCCACAGCCUUUGUCUUUAUCAUAGUCGUGGUCAACGUCUUCAUCACAGCUUUUGGUGUCCAGCAGCCCAUCAAAAGUUCUUGAUGCCCCCCUUCACGACUCUGAACGCCUGCUGAUCAACUUAGCAACGAUGGACCUCCACGUUAUUUGUAGAAACAGCCAGGAUAUUUAUUUGCUCACCAAAUUAAAUGGCAUGCAGGUGUAUUUGCCGUUCUGUAAUUCAACCUCCCAGGUUUAUCACUUGAUAGCUCCCAGGUUUAUCACUUGAUACACUGAAGAUCAAAUGACAUGUGUGUGUGUGUGUGUGUGUGUGUGUGUGUGUGAGUGUAAGAGGGGUUCACUUCUCUAAGCAUGGCUAUGGACAAACGUGUGGUCAGUUUUUAUUACAUGUGGCUAUUCACCACUUUGUUACCUCUGAUAAUGCUCAGGUUACUGAUGCAAAUAAAAAUAUUGCCUUUAAAACAGACAUAUCAGGAGUCAUCACUGUGAAUGAUCCCUGGAAAAAACAAAACAAAAAACAUUGUGCCGUUGUUUUGAAGUAUCACUACAGAUUUAUCCAAAUGAAGUUCUUAAUAUUUAGUUCUUCAGGACCAUCUAAGCCUCUUGCUACUCAAGAGGCAUUACAUGAUAUAACAGCUUUAUCGUAGGCGCAGAAGUUCUGUUUACAGUGUUAAACACAUUAACCAAUGAGUGAAGUGGACCUUUAUAUGCUAUAUGUUCCUUUAAAUGCUAUAUGAAAUAUGAUGUGUAACAUUUAUCUCUGUGUAUUAGUUCAUGUGUACCAGUGUUUGUGGACUGAACUGUAUGUGUGCAUGUGGUUAUUUUUAGUUUUUUUUUUUAAUGACUUCUACUUUUUUUAAAGGACCAAACAUUUUCACAGCUUUUACUAUAUGCUCUUAACAUAGUAGCCCUUUUUUGAUUAGACACUGUGAUUUUAAAUGCAAUUUAUAAGUAAAAACUUACAAAAGAAAGAUUAUUGUCCUGUUUAUUCUCAUCAUGUGUAGUUUAUUUAUUUUAUAAAGACAAAAGUCUCAACCUUACAAAUUCUAGCAGUUCUAAUUUUAAGGCUUUUUUUUUUUACACAAAACAAUACACACAGAAUGUGACAAACUUGUCAGGCACUGGACAUCCAUGAGUAGACAUUAAUCGACAACCAUCAGAAAUGAAAUAUAAAUAUUACCUUUUAGAAUAAUGUUACAAAAUUGUUCAGUACAAAGAACAACAACAAACUCAUGCAAGCUGCAUAAAUGUUUGGCUUCUGAUAUCCUGAAGUUUAACUGCAAUAACACAAUGAAACAUAGUUUAAUAAAGCACCAUCAUGAUAGUUACUGUUAUGUUCUCUGUUAUUUAUCUUAAUGAAACAGCCUGAGAAAUAGUAUAAACUGUAUCUGCCUGUUAUUUUAGGGUAAAUUAAUUUACUUCCAGACUUUGUAUUUAAAAAAAAAUAUGGAACUAUAGGCAAGAAGGCACAGUGGGAACAAACAAAUAUCCACAUUAUAGGAUGCAAUGUUUAUAUAGCUGGGGGUGGGAUUUAUAAAUGUGCUUUUACUUUCACUUACAAACAAGUCUAACACAUCUGUGAGGCAGACAGCAGACCGGGAUACUACAGGGAAAUUAGGAAUUUCCAUUCCGCCCACCCAGCGGAAACAAGGACUUGGGAAAAUACCUAGGCACGUUUCCUGUCAUAAAAUACACGAUCAAGAACAGCAGGCGUGGUUUGAGCCAAGAAAAUAUAUAAGAUAGGAGAUAACAUGAUUCAGUUUAGAGGAAAUACAAACACAAAAAAACUUGGUUAGAGAUGCCACGAAGUAGGUGGCAAUGCCUUAACCGUAUAUGUGUUGAAGGCCACAAGGGCCAAUUCCAUCCUUGUCAAGGGGAGUGCUAACCUUCUCUCCUUUCAUACAACACAACCACAGCACGGGACACACCUCCUUAUAAACCCCUACCGCCCGCCACGGUGUGUCACUCACGGUGCCACAUCCUGGUUUAUAAAUAUUACAUCUCCCAAACACAGCUCUUGUGUGUGUGUGUCUUUU
This is a messenger RNA of Larimichthys crocea (large yellow croaker), 2825 nucleotides long. Its product is annotated as ninjurin-1. Gene Ontology annotation, biological process: cell adhesion; tissue regeneration. The transcript has 3 exons. The record is from RefSeq and is a predicted model, not a curated record. Gene Ontology annotation, cellular component: membrane. NCBI's taxonomy places the organism in Eukaryota, Metazoa, Chordata, Actinopteri, Sciaenidae. Bases 538 to 873 code for a protein of 111 amino acids.